Molecule: messenger RNA, 2424 nt
Organism: Mytilus trossulus (common blue mussel)
Lineage: Eukaryota; Metazoa; Mollusca; Bivalvia; Mytilida; Mytilidae
Exons: 15
Coding region: 294-2165 (623 amino acids)
Biological process (GO): transmembrane transport
Cellular component (GO): membrane
Molecular function (GO): ABC-type transporter activity; ATP binding; ATP hydrolysis activity
Source: RefSeq, a predicted model, not a curated record
AUAUAAUUGUAAACAUACGAUCAGCUAAAGUCAGUCGUGUGGGACAAAUCUAUUGAACCAUGUUUCUUAUUGUAUAUAUCAUUGUAUGCUAAUUGAAUCAUGAAACGGACAUUUAAAUGACAUCGCACAUUGAAAAGCAACAAAGACAGGUUGGGGCAGUUUUAUUUUUACUGUACAGAGAAGAUUAAAUGGUAAACUCAUGAUAAAUCCAUAAAACAUUCUGAUUAUAGUUUCCAAGGAAACAAGAAGUGACUUUAUUUAACGUUCCUCUUUGCUAUUUGAUUGGUAGAGAAAUGAAGAAGAAAGCAUCCUCAUCACAGCUAGUCGUUCGGAACCUGGUUGUUUCUGUGAAGACAAAGCACAUUCUCUAUGGAGUUAAUACAGGGGCACAAAGUGGAGACCUUCUUGCCAUUAUGGGUCCUACAGGUUCUGGGAAAACAACGCUUCUGAACACAAUAGCUGGACGAGUUCAGUCAACGUCAGGGGAAAUAACUAUGAAUGGACAAUAUUUCAAUAAACAUCUUAGACGUCGACUUGGCUACGUGUUGCAAGACGAUGUGUUCAUGCCUAGUUUAACUCUGUAUGAAACAUUAUAUUUCACUGCAAUGAUUCGUAUUGCUGAAUCAGUGUCGGUGAAGGACAAGCAAACCCGGAUAGAUGAUAUAGUAAAGGCUUUGGAUCUGAAGAAAUGUCUUCACACAGUUAUUGGUGACUUUUUUGUCCGUGGACUGUCCGGUGGUGAAAAGAAAAGAGCCAAUAUAGCAUGUGAAUUCCUGACAGACCCUGAUAUUAUGUUGAUUGAUGAGCCUACAUCCGGACUGGACUCUACUACAGCACAUAAUCUAAUGACUCAACUUAAGGACUAUGCCACUCAGUACAACAAAACCAUUAUAGCCACAAUCCAUCAACCAUCUAGUCAAGUUUAUCAUUUGUUUUCUAAGCUGCUGUUGUUGAUGGACGGUAAAGUAGCUUAUUUCGGAAUAGCGUCAGACGCAUUAAAUUACUUUGAGAGAAUUGGAAUGACAUGUGCAAUACAUUUCAACCCAGCUGAUUUUCUUCUUGCUUUGUUGAGCAGAGAUGAAGAGACUAGCAAGAAAAUACUAGAGGAAGCCGACAGGAAUAAAAAGUUUGAAAUAAUAUGUGGGCAGAGUCCUCUUUCAAACGGUCAGAAUGGUCACUCCAAUCACAGCUAUACAAGUAAAUCUGAUGCUGAUAUUUCAAAAGCUGAAAUUAGGACAAAUGGGUCGGCUGUUUCGUUCGAUAACAUUUGUGCUGUUGGCAUGGAUACAGAAGAGACGUCCUUGCAUUCCCAUCAAACAUGGCCAACCUCGUUUUGGAUGCAGUAUCGUAUGUUAACAUGGAGACAAUUUAGACAAUCAAAGGGUCGAAUCCUACACAAAUAUGAAGUGAUACAGUCUUUGCUGUUAGCAACGCUUGCUGGCAUAUUCUAUUUCCAGACAGACUAUUCUUACAGAACAUUACGUGAUAAAAUGGGAACAAUUUUCUUUAGUGUUACUUAUUGGGGAUUCAGUUGUAUAAUUGCCACAGUAACAGGGUUUCCAGCAGAAAGAGGUGUAAUAAAAAAGGAAAGAGAAGCUGGAGCCUAUAGGUUAUCAGCUUACUAUGCUGCUAAAAUAACCAGAGAUCUCCCUUUGAUACUGAUCACACCAGUACUUUUCUACUGCAUCAUUUACUGGAUGUCUGCUAUAGGAGAUGGAGUCUUAUUCGCCAUUUUUCUUGGCGUGAAUUUACUUUUCUGCACAGUGGCACAGAGUAUUGGUCAUAUAAUUGGAACAGCAAUGCCAGACAUGAAACUUAGUUUUACAACAGUUAAUUCUUACAUGCUGUUUUCUCUCCUGUUUUCCGGAUUUUUCAAUACCAAUCUGCCUGAUUGGAUAAAAUGGGCAAAAUAUUUGUCAAUUAUCCAUUACGUAUUUGGUUGUCUCAAUAUACUGAGUACAGAAGGAAUGCCUGUUUUAUGGUGUAAUACAACUUCAAUUGAACUUUACCCGUCAUGCACUGCAAAUACAACAUUCGUUACAAUAACCGACGUUCUAAAAGAUUCCGGGAUUGAUAUUCCUUAUUUUUGUUAUAUAGCAACUCUAGGAAUCUUAUUUAUAGUUUUACGUGUGUUAGGUUAUUAUGUUAUGAAAUGGAAACGGUAGAAAAUAUGUACAUGAAGUGAUGACAUUUAUAUAUUUUGUAUUGAAAUUUAAAAAAGAAUGUUUAUUUUCCAUGACCCGAAAUAUUUAAGCCAAUAUUUUUUCAUUAAAGCAGCGGUCACAGGACGUUCGAAAAUUCAGAAAUAUACAGUUCACCUUUUAAUUCCACAUCAUAUUGACCAACUUAUCAUUUACUUGUUAUUUGCUCUAGUUUGCAGUUAGAAAGGCGGCUAGUUGUAAUCGAAGGUAAAUAACAACCAAA